AUGACAGUGCAAACAAAGACCGAGGACUGUCCUGUUUGUCAGUCUUCAGACGACGCAGGUCCUGGAUCCGAUCUCGUUUAUGGCUGGAUUGGCUGCGAGCUGUGCCAGCGAUGGUUCCAUCCAUCCUGUGUCAAAUUGUCUGCUCAUGAAAUUGAAACAAUAGGCGAGUAUCACUGUCCGGACUGUUCCCCCAAGCACGGCCCGUCGGUGCUCAAACGUAAAUCAAACCGUUCGCGGAAGAAAAUUGACUACAUUGCGCUGAACGAGGGGCAGCAGCUUCGUGAAAUUGACAAGCAUCCGCACAUCGACAACUUCAACAUGUUUGAAAACGAUAGACCCCUGGAAAACCUUAUAUACAUUGUUCGUCCAGAGGUGGAUGGCAACGAACACGGAAUAGUGACAGACAGCAAGCUCACGCAGAUAAUCUUUGAGACACAAUUGAAGCGGCCAAUUCUUGUUCCGGCAUGCAAUCCCGCACUCCCAAACUACAAGAACUGCUACGAUCUGACGUUCAAGUUUCCCAGAUUGACAGUGGACCAGAUUGCGGAACAGGUGGGACUCGACAAGGAGUUGCCGGUCAUGGAUGUGCUCACUCAAAACAACUCGCCCAACUGGACGCUCGGCAAGUGGAGAGACUAUUUUAAUUCGAAAGCUCAAGAUCGAGAUCGGAUACGCAACGUGAUCAGCUUGGAAGUGUCGCAAACGAAACUGAACAACGAGAUAGAAUUGCCCAAAUCAGUGCUGGACAUAGAUGUGGUGAAUAAGAUCUUCUCGGCCUGCAAAUCAGAGCUGGAAGCGCACGAGAUCGAAAAACCCAAAGUCAGCAAAUAUAUCCUCAUGUCUGUCAAAGACUCGUUUACCGACUUCCAUAUCGAUUUUGGAGGAACUUCCGUGUACUACACGAUCUUGCAGGGCCACAAGCAGUUUCUGAUGUUCCCUCCAACGAAAAGAAACCUUGCAGUAUACGAAAGGUGGUGCUUGUCAGAGGACCAGAACUCGUUCUGGUUUGGCGAUCUCGUGCCUCCAACAAAACCAGGCAAAGAGCCUAUAGAUCCGGCCUAUAUGAACAACGGGGUGAAAAUCGACAUCGACGCCGGCGACCUGCUUAUUCUCCCCUCUGGCUGGAUCCAUUCAGUCUACACGCCGUGCGACUCCAUCAUUGUGGGCGGUAAUUUUCUCAACAUGCUGAGCCUGAAAAAUCAUCUGGAGGUGUACAAAAUCGAGAUUGACACCAAGGUGCCUGAGAAGUUCAAGUUCCCAAACUUCAUCAAAGUCAUCUGGCUUAUCGGCUGGUUUGUGAUGAAAUACAAUAACCUGUCAGAGUUCGAGCUGCAAUGUCUCGAAAACCUCAUUCCUUUCUACAAGAGCCAGCUCCAGGAUAUCGAAAACAUUGACGCGGCAGACAAAUACCAUAAGCGUGUCAUAAACAGGUUAAAGAGCUCCUUGCCGACCAGCGUGGUCGGCAAACCUGCGGAUUUCGUAGCAGAGUUCGAGCGCUGGUACUCUCUACAAACGAAAAAACGCAAGUACGAAGACAUGUAA
Molecule: messenger RNA, 1542 nt
Organism: Ogataea angusta
Lineage: Eukaryota; Fungi; Ascomycota; Pichiomycetes; Pichiales; Pichiaceae
Exons: 1
Coding region: 1-1542 (513 amino acids)
Biological process (GO): regulation of transcription by RNA polymerase II; protein demethylation
Molecular function (GO): transcription coregulator activity; histone demethylase activity
Source: RefSeq, a predicted model, not a curated record